GAAUUUCCGCCGACGGUUGAAUAGGGUCACCUACAAAUAUAUGCACUUUGUCAUAUUCGGGGCAGAUGGACUUCCUGCUCGAUCAACUUCCUUCCCAGAUAUACCCCAUAUAGCUGACAGUCAUCCCAAGUACGAUGACUAAACUACGACGCCGAAAGCUCGAGUAUGACUCAGUUCAAGUCCACCAAGCUGCCAUUGCGCAGUUCGAGCGUCGAACUCCAAAUGUGACAAAGCGUGCCUCACGCCGAUUCCGCGCAGGUGAUUGUAUAUGGUAGGGCCCCUCGGGCCGGUACAAAAGCAUGUCACUGGCAUCAAGAGCAGGGACCAGACCUGUUUAAUACCCAAGCCGCUCGGCUACAUCCUGAUGGCAUCGGCAACCGCUGACAAAACCGAACCAUACUUUCCUCUUGCGGGUGUCGCCUCCGAUGGCUGGUCGAACGACGAUGAGGCGACCGCGACCUGUUUCUGCGGCGCCGUACAGCUCGCGUUCCCUACUUCCGGUCCAGGCUUGGUCGGCACCUUCGUCUGCCACUGCACCGAUUGCCGGAAGAUCACCGCGUCUAUGUUCGCAACCAACUUCACCAUCGACGACGCGUACUUGAAGCAUCUUCGCGGGCGCGAAAACCUCUCGAGCUGGGGCCAGAGCAAGACGAUCAAACGCGGGACGAAGAUGACCAACUACUUUUGCAAGACGUGCGGCACGCUCAUGUACCGCGUCGGCGAGGCGUUCCCGGGAAAGAGCAUCCUCCGCGUCGGCACCGUAGACGAUUUCUCGCUGCAUGAGACUAAGCUGAAGCCAAAGCGGGAGUUCUUUGUCAAGGAUAAGGUGGGAUGGCUCACGAGUUGCGUGGAUGGUGCCGUGCAGUUUGAGACGAUGCCCGGUAUGUAGAAGUCGAGGAGAGGGCGGGCCAUCGUAUCGUGGUCUCGGACAUGGCAUCGUAUAUGCGGAGGUGUAUCACUUCAAUGGAUUAGUUCAUGUAGUACUGGUUGCGUCGUAUUCAAGCUUCUCGCCGCAAUCAUC
Messenger RNA from Punctularia strigosozonata HHB-11173 SS5, 1021 nucleotides. RefSeq lists its product as uncharacterized. NCBI's taxonomy places the organism in Eukaryota, Fungi, Basidiomycota, Agaricomycetes, Corticiales, Punctulariaceae. The record is from RefSeq and is a predicted model, not a curated record. Gene Ontology annotation, molecular function: carbon-sulfur lyase activity. The transcript is spliced from 3 exons. Bases 269 to 889 code for a protein of 206 amino acids.